Molecule: messenger RNA, 2306 nt
Organism: Oryzias latipes (Japanese medaka)
Lineage: Eukaryota; Metazoa; Chordata; Actinopteri; Beloniformes; Adrianichthyidae
Source: RefSeq, a predicted model, not a curated record
AUGUCAGGGAUGAACUCCAGCGCCGCCGCUCUGCCCAAAGACAGCUUUGCCAACGCUGUGACCAAGAACGUCAUGGCCGUGCUGGUGUGGCUGGCCAUCAGCGUGAUCAACGUCAGCAUGGUGCGGACCUUCCUGCAGCACAGAGCGUUCUACGAGAACCCCCGCUACAUCAUGUUCAUCUGCAUGGUGGUCAACGACGCCCUGCAGCUGAGUCUGGUCACGGCGCUCUACGUGGUCAGCUACGUCUUCAGGAAGAUCCCGGUGCUGGUCUGCUGCCCUCUGGUACGUCCUAAUGCAGUGAGGGGGGGUUCUGUGUGUGUGGGGGGGUUCUCUGGUUUAAAAGGUCCAGACCAGGGGUCUGCAGCCUGGGGCUCAGGAACCUCAUGUGACUCUUUCACCCUCCAUGUUGUUUUUGUCCCACAUUGUUCAAAAGUUUUCAUAGGAGAACAUCAGCUGAAUCCUGUUUGGCACAAGAAGUCUUUUAUUUUGAAAGGAAGUCAAAGUAAAAAAGCUUUUUCACAUUUUGAGAAAAAGCUCGUUUCGGUUCAUACUCAAGCAAAGAAGAAGAAUGAUUCCUUUUUCAUCUUAAAUGUGAAGGAAGUUGGAUCAGAAUCAGGUUCAGAAUCAGGAGGAGUUCGACCCAAACGGCUCUUCCACUGCUGGAAGAGCUCCGGUUCUCUGAUGAGACAGUCAUGCUGGUCGUCUCUCAGAGGUGUCGGUGGACACGGUCCCCGUCCUCAGCGUGUCCUCGUUUGUUCUCGUCAGAUCAUGGCGGCGGUGUUCACCACCCGCUCCACCCCUCUCAUCCUCGCCGGCAUGGCCGUGGAGCGCUUCGUCUCCAUCUGCUUUCCCCUCCACUACAGCCAGACGUGCACGGUGCGCCGCACGCUCCUCCUCAUCAGCAUCAUCCUCAUCCUCACGGCCGCCCCCCCUGCCACAGACCUCCUCAUCGGCACCCUCACAGAGCCCCCGACCUUCUUCCAAAGCGCCGUUUUCUGUGACCACUCGCUGCUCUUCCGCCACGCCUCCGUCUACUACAAGAACUGCGUGUUCGACGGGCUGUACCUGUCCUCCGUGGCCCUCACGCUGCUCUACACCUACUGCAGGAUCAUGCUGGCGGCGCGGGCCGCCUCCGCCGGCCUGGCCUCGGUCAACCGGGCCAGGAACACCGUCCUGCUGCACGGGGUGCAGGUGGGUGUCACGGGGGGGCGGCGGUCUCCAGUUUGCUCUGUUUCCUGUUUAAGUUUACAGUCGGGAUUCUUUCAAAUGCUAAGGCCGUGUCACUUCAUGUACUUCAUGUACGUACUGCACGGAGGAAGGGUCAUGGCGUGUACUUGUACUGUUCUGCCUUCCUCUAAGGCCCCAAGUGCUUCACAGUCUCAGUCCCGUUCACACGCUGGUGCCGAAUGCCAAGCUUCCACCAAAGGCAAGGCGGGGACACUUCAACGGGGAGGCAGGCAGGGUGGGAAUCGAACCCUCCGUACGAGGUCGACCGCCAUACCGCUCGAACCCAGAGGUGAGGUCAAAGUUGGUGCGGCCGGUUCUGACCCGGUCCUCUCCCGUCUGUUCCAGCUGAUGCUCUGCAUGCUGGCCUUCGUGGUUCCCUCCCUGCAGGCCGCUCUCAUCUCUCUCUUCCCGCUGCUGAUCCUGGAGAUCCGGUACAUCUUCUUCCUGCUGGUCUACAUCAUCCCUCGCUUCCUGAGCCCCGUGAUCUACGGCUGCAGGGACCAGCUCUUCAGGAAGUACUGGAUCCAGAACGUGUCCUGUCGGCGUCGCGGGGCGUCGAGGGUCCUGCCUGCGCUUAGGAGAGACGCCAAGCCUCCUUUUCCUCGGGUCUGCACUCAUCCUCUGUAGACGGUACUGGGCCGGCUGGUACCAGCUGCAUGUCGGGAAUCUUCUCAUUUUAUACACAAUAAAAAUCUGGUGAUCAUCCAAAGCUGCAUCUGCAUGGCGGUGAUCCAAAACUCUGUCCAGAACCCAGAGGUUCUGAGACGGCAGAUCCACAGAGGAAACCUCAGAAACCUUCAGGGUGGACUGACCCACCGAAAAACCGAAGGACUUCCUCACUGCAGGUCUACGAUCUUCUCUGGGCUUCAGCGAGGAACACACACAGACCUGCAUGAGGCCUGCAGCCGGAUGGUUCUGCAGAACAGAAGUCCAGCUCCUCAUCCUCUGCUGCCGUCAGAAUCCUCAGAGGUGGAACCGGUCUGCAGAUCAGAACCACAGAAACAAGUCAGACCGUUUCAACAUCAACAUUAAAAACACUAAACACAAACCAAGAGUGAGUCUGUCUUUACUUUGGCUGA